Messenger RNA from Nelumbo nucifera (sacred lotus), 2488 nucleotides. Its product is annotated as putative wall-associated receptor kinase-like 16. The record is from RefSeq and is a predicted model, not a curated record. Gene Ontology annotation, molecular function: ATP binding; protein serine/threonine kinase activity; polysaccharide binding. Gene Ontology annotation, biological process: protein phosphorylation; cell surface receptor signaling pathway. Lineage: Eukaryota; Viridiplantae; Streptophyta; Magnoliopsida; Proteales; Nelumbonaceae. Gene Ontology annotation, cellular component: plasma membrane.
CAGCUUCCUUCCUCCUGAGACGACCAACAAGCUCAUCAGGUGCUCUCACUGAGGAUGUAAUCGCUUGUCCGCAGCAUGCCUUCUUCAGUACUCGAUCGAUCGCUCUGUUUGUAAGCUUGCAAUCCUGUCUGAAGAAGCAAUAAACCAGAGGAUGGGUUGGAGCCUUAAACUAACAAUCUUAUUACUUUGUGUGGAAGCAGCGGCAUCAGUCACCCCCCUCACAAUGCCCGGUUGCCGUGAAUAUUGCGGGGACGUUAGCAUCCCCUAUCCAUUCGGUGUCGGAGAUUCCAUCUGUUUCAAAAAUCCAUAUUUCGAGUUGUAUUGCAACGAAUCCUCCUUUUACCAGCAUCCAGUCCUCUUUUUUGGAAAGGGGAGCAACGUACCCAUCCUGAAUAUAUCACUAGAAUUGGGCUUACUGAAGGUCGAUCUCUUGCAGGCUCGCGAUUGCUACGACAGGUCGGGUAUCAGUGUAGACCGAUUUAAUCAGUGGUUUGCAUUCGCAGAAUUUUUCACCUUAUCACAGACUCGUAAUAAGUUCACAGCCAUAGGCUGUGAUACCAUCGCUUUCAUGACGGACUCUGCCGGCGAAAGCUUUACGACUGGUUGUGUUUCUGUCUGCAACAGCCUUGACAACGUGACCGGUGGAGUUUGCUCUGGCAUUGGAUGCUGCCAGACACCCAUUCCCACCGGAUUCAGAAAUGUGACUAUGAGUCUGGGCAGCGUCUUUAAUCACACCAACUCCUUUGAUUUCAACCCAUGCAGUUAUGCCUUCUUGGCUGACCAAGAAUGGUUCAAUUUCUCUAGGUCAGACCUGUCGUCUACCGGGAAUAGAUUGAGAACCGCUCCGGCGGUGGUUGAGUUUGUCGUCGAGAAGAAGACUUGUGAAGAAGCUGGAAACAAAUGUGGCCCCAACAGCAAAUGCUCUUAUUCCCACGACGGCGCUGGAUAUCGUUGUCACUGCAACCUAGGUUACCAAGGCAACCCAUACCUUCCACAAGGCUGUCAAGAUACCGACGAGUGUGGAGACAUACACAACAAUCCGUGCGUGAAAGAAGCCCAAUGCAUUAACACAAAGGGUAACUACAGCUGCUCUUGUCGACGUGGAUAUCGUGGUGAUGGCAAAGUAUAUGGAAUUGGCUGUAUCCGGGGUACUAAAGCAUUUCCCAUUAUGCCGGUUGUUGGAGGUACUGGUCUAAGCAUUCUCUUUCUACUUGCUUGUGGCUCUUUGUUAUAUUACACAAUCAAGAAAAGAAAGCUUAUCAAACUUCGACAGAAGUUCUUUCAACAAAAUGGUGGUUUAUUACUGCAACAACAGAUCUCGUCGCGUAGAGGUGUUUCAGAUAUUGCCAAGAUCUUUAGUGAAGAAGACCUUAAGAAGGCAACAAACAAUUUUGAUGAAAGUCAUAUCAUUGGUCAAGGAGGUUAUGGCAGGGUUUACAAAGGAAUUCUACCAGAUAAAAGAGUAGUUGCCAUUAAGAAGUCUAAAAUAAUGGACCAGAGCCAAAUUUUACAAUUUAUAAAUGAGGUUGACAUCCUUUCUCAAAUCAACCAUAGAAAUGUGGUGAAGCUGUUGGGUUGUUGUUUUGAGACAGAGGUGCCCUUGUUAGUCUACGAAUUCAUCUCCAACGGAACCCUUUACCAGCACCUCCAUAAUGAGGAUCACGCAUCGCCUAUUCCAUGGGAAAAACGCUUGAGAAUUGCAGCUGAAACUGCAGGAGCAUUAGCUUAUUUGCAUUCUGCACAUUCCAUACCAGUUCUUCAUAGAGAUAUGAAGACUGCUAACAUAUUGUUGGAUGAUAAUUAUAUCGCAAAAGUUUCAGAUUUUGGAGCUUCGAGGUUGGUUCCUAUGGAUCAAACUCAAAUGACUACACUGGUUCAAGGGACAUUAGGUUAUUUGGAUCCAGAAUGUUUUCAUACAGGUCAAUUAACAGAUAAAAGUGAUGUUUAUAGUUUUGGUGUUGUGCUUGCGGAGCUAUUAACUGGAGAAGAACCACUAUCACCAGAGAGGCCCCCAGAACAUAAAAGUUUAGCGAUGUAUUUCCUUUCUUCAAUCAAAGAGAACCGUCUCUUUGAAAUACUUGAGAAUGAAGUUCUGAAUGAGGGAAACAGAGAGCAAUUAAUGGCUGUUGCUAUGCUUGCAAAGAGAUGCCUAAAACUGAAAGGCGAAGAAAGGCCUACAAUGAAAGAAGUGGCAGCAGAGCUUGAAGGGUUGAGAAAGAUCCAACAGCAUCCAUGGGUACAAGGAAAUCAAGAGGAAACUGAAUAUUUGCUGGGUGAACCAUCAAGCUAUUCAAUUGAUAAUGGCAAUGCAACAGGUCAGGAAAGCUUGGGGAAUGACUUCAUAUUAGAAAUUGAUAUUGCACGCUAAGAAUUUAACACAAUGUCUUGCAAAAUUUGUAUGUUAUUUUAUGUGUCAACUGUCAACCCUUGAAUGAUUAGUGCUUAUGGGAAUGUAAUCAAAAGUGUAAAUUUUACUGCUUGAAAUACU